AUGCUUUCGCAUGGUCGCCCGUGUCUGCGAAGGCGUCUGCCUGCCGUCCUAGAUACCGUCGCGACCGGCACCGACCCUUUGCUAUUUCUCUACCCGCGCUGGGUGACGCCUGCUUUACGGCAACGACGAUUCUUUUUGGGAAUUCCGGCCCCGACCAGCAGAUGCCAGGCUUCUUCCACGCCAUGCCGCCCAUCGACACACCGGUGUCCUUCGUUUGCGCGGCACUCCUGCAGAUGGAUCUCUAACACCCUGGACCGGGCCUCAAAUCCAAGCUCGGCAUCGCCACAGACGAAAAAGAACGAGUACCUCGAUGAAGAAGGAUUCGACGAAAUAUUUGGUCACAUUGACUCGACUGCGAGUGAUGCCAAUGAAGUCGCUGUGAGCCAUGCCGAUACGAACAGCCCCCCUUGGCAUCCUUCUCAGAUACCAUUUGGAGCAUUUCUUCAGAAGAGGGCGAGGAGAGUGCAUGCCAGUGUAUCUUCCACCAUGGAACAGAGCAUGAAAAGGAAGCAGAAGGCCCAAGAAGAGGCUGCAGCCGGAAUAUCGCACGAGGACCAAAAGAGGAAGCAGACACGGUACCACAUGAAGCAAUUUUAUAACAGGGUGGGAAAGCAUUAUAUCGAUAGGGCCUGGCUUGAUUCGAGAGAUGUGUUGGAGGAUCUCCAAAAGCAGGCCCAACUCCACAUGAAGGUGGCGCCGAAGGGGAGGGAGAUAUACGUUUCCGAGGAGGUUCUUGCGGCGCUUUGUGGCGUGAACAAGCACUCAUUCGGAGACAACGUUUGGCACCUUCUCGUCAACAAUGGAUGUCGUGUGCAUGUCCUUCCCGAGAGCCAAAACAAGGGCCCCCUUCGCCGAGUUGCGCUGCAUGGCACCGAGCGUGCUCAGGAUAUUGCCGAAGCGCAAUUCAACGAUGCCUUGGAAUCGCAGGAGCGUGGCAAACCAUCUUCCGAUUUCCGGAAAACGAUGCCUCCUAUCUGCGCCUCUUCGCUGGGUUUUGACGAAACGGGUUUCCUGCCGCCAUUGGUCCGAGGGACCUGGCAUUUGGAGGACCCAGUGCAUCCCCCGACGUUCGAAAAAGUCAUUGCGAGGUCUGGCGUCAUUAAGUCAGUGAGAGAGUUCACGGAGCAUGUUGAGGACGUCGUCACUUCGAGGCUCAAGACCAUCCCUGAAAAGAUUCAGAGUGGCUCAAGAGGAGCCCAGGAACAAAAACAGAUCGCAGAGUAUCUGAUGGGCCUCUUCGAUACACACCAAAAGUACUUGUCUACCUCUGCUUUGCACCUUGCACUGGAAUGGCUUUGCAAGUCUGCAUUUCGUUCUACCGCGCGGGCCUUGUGCACGCGCUCACAGCAAGUUGCCACACUGGGCACAUAUCACAUCAUGUUGGAGGAUGCUGCAAAGCUGCAGGAUAUCAUCGGGUUCCGCAACGUCCUGCAACAAAUGGGUCGCGCAAAAAUCAGCCCAAGCCCAGACACCUGGCUCAUCCUGCUUGGGGCUCUAGUCAAACCCGAUGAAAAGGCUCUUUUGGUUGCCCACAUGGCUCAAAAUGGAUACCUGUCUGAUAUCAACAUCGUCCGGGGUGCACUCUUGCGGACCAUCCAGAAUUCGCUUCGCGUGCACUUGCACAGUGGAGAAGAUAUCAAAUCUUAUCUGGAUCUCAUGGUCAACACCUGGGGAGCCAAUUGGUUCACCUCUAGAUUGCUCCAUCAGAUGUUCGAGACUGCCAGUCGAGAGAAGAACUUUGUUGCUUGCGAAGAUCUGGCUGAAAUCUGCCUUGACCAACACUUGAUGGUUGAUCACUAUUCGCUCAGCGCACUUAUCCAGACCUUCCGGGCAGACAUUUAUAGAGCCGUCCACUACACCAUUCGAUUCCUCGACAUCGAUGGGUUCAGGAUGUCUUCAGCGACCUAUGAGUACCUGUUUCUGGGUGCAUUCAAGGCCCGCCACUACAACAUCUGCCGUGUCGUGUGGCAUUACGCCUGUCUCUCCAAUAACGUGACCUACAAGAUGAAACAGACUGUCCUUGUCGGGCUGUGUAACAAUGUUUCUUCCAGCAGGAACGAUAUCGGCAAACUGUGGAAAAUCGACGCUGGUAAAGUCAUCAGCGGCGUUCCCCUCAACCACGAGAAUCCCACCACGCCUCACUACGUCCGGACUGAGCUUCCUCCCGGUUUCAAAGGCAAUCCUGCUGCUCACCUCGCUCAGUGGAAGCCUAUGGGCGCCGCCAGAACUUCUCAAAUCCGUCUUGCCAACGCUCUUCUCCGGCAGGAUAUGACCAGCGGUAGUCAUUAUAAGCCCAAGUACCCUCUUCAACUCAUGCUGGACGCUGCAGCUCACAUGGACUCGGACUGGCAUGACGUUCCGCAUCGUUUGUCCUGGAAGAUGGAGAACGCUAUCCAAAUCCCUCUGUACCAAAAACCCCUUGAGCCUUCUGAAUACUCUGAAUCGUUGGACACAACACCGGAAUCCCUCGACAUUUUCACACGAUAA
Molecule: messenger RNA, 2487 nt
Organism: Penicillium olsonii
Lineage: Eukaryota; Fungi; Ascomycota; Eurotiomycetes; Eurotiales; Aspergillaceae
Source: the annotation of a GenBank genome assembly